AUGCGGCAUUCCCUUCAAGUCAUUCUUUUGGCGUUCGUCGCCUUGCUCACACAUCACGCUGCAGCGGAUUGUAAUCCCCUCAAGAACACCACAUGUUCGCCUGACCCGGCCCUCAGUACCGAACACACGUGGUGGUUUAACCAGUCCCUCAACGAAAAUUUGUGGGACAUGCAGACCGGCACUUACAAUUAUACGGAUGAUGGAGCUAUAUUUGCGAUUAGAGCUGAGAAUGCGUCCACUCUUUUGGUAUCCAAUUUCUAUAUCUUCUUCGGGGUGAUGGAAGCACACGUCAAAAUGGCCAAAGGCGCUGGAAUCAUCAGCAGUGUGAUCCUUCAGUCCGACGAUGAGGACGAAAUCGACUGGGAAUGGGUUGGGUACAAUACGAACAGCGUGCAAUCCGACUUUUUCGGCAAAGGAAAUACUACAACCAGUGAUCGUGGAGGCAAUCAUACCGUCAUGAACGCCGAUACCGAGUUUCACAACUAUACAACCCAUUGGACGAAGGAAAAGCUGGAAUGGUGGAUCGAUGGUGAACUUCGGCGGACAGUGAACUACUCCGAAUCCCUGACUCUAUACGGCAAAAACUAUCCCCAGACGCCUUGCCAGGUUAAGGUCAGCAACUGGCCUGUUGGUAUCAAAGGACAAUCUGUAGGAAAUCUUGAAUGGGGUGGCGGCUAUGUCAAUUGGGAUGAUCUACCCUUUAUCAUGACUGUUCAAAGAAUCCGUGUUCAGGACUACCAUACGGGUAAAGAGUACGAGUACACCGAUCAGACCGGCUCUUAUGAGUCCAUUAAAGUCAUCAGUGGAAAUUCAACAGCCGAGAAAGAGAUUAAUAAGAAAGCAGCCGAGACUUUAGCCGAAAAAUGGGACGACCUUGGAGAGGGUGCUCACAUAGGUAUCUAUGUGGCGGCCGGUGUUGUCGGUGCCGCAGCGAUUGGUGCGUUCGCCUGGUGGUGUAUCCGGCAGCGCAAGUCCGGUCGUCUACAGCGUGCUCUGAAUGAUGCGCAGAAUGGCGAAGAGUUAAAGCGGAUGCAGGACUAUAAUGCCAACUGGAGGCACAGCCAGUGGGGCGGACAAAGCUACCAAAAAGUCCCUUGA
This is a messenger RNA of Penicillium macrosclerotiorum, 1098 nucleotides long. Its product is annotated as glycoside hydrolase family 16 protein. Lineage: Eukaryota; Fungi; Ascomycota; Eurotiomycetes; Eurotiales; Aspergillaceae. The record is from RefSeq and is a predicted model, not a curated record. Gene Ontology annotation, cellular component: fungal-type cell wall. Bases 1 to 1098 code for a protein of 365 amino acids. The transcript has 2 exons. Gene Ontology annotation, molecular function: hydrolase activity, hydrolyzing O-glycosyl compounds; glycosyltransferase activity. Gene Ontology annotation, biological process: carbohydrate metabolic process; fungal-type cell wall organization.